Messenger RNA from Contarinia nasturtii (swede midge), 2416 nucleotides. RefSeq names its product succinate dehydrogenase [ubiquinone] flavoprotein subunit, mitochondrial (gene SdhA). The record is from RefSeq and is a predicted model, not a curated record. Gene Ontology annotation, molecular function: succinate dehydrogenase (quinone) activity; flavin adenine dinucleotide binding; electron transfer activity. The coding region runs from base 249 to 2222 and encodes 657 amino acids. Gene Ontology annotation, biological process: mitochondrial electron transport, succinate to ubiquinone; tricarboxylic acid cycle. NCBI's taxonomy places the organism in Eukaryota, Metazoa, Arthropoda, Insecta, Diptera, Cecidomyiidae. The transcript is spliced from 7 exons.
UUGACUGUCAGUCGAUGGUAUUUCAACUGAAUUUCUAUUCUAAAACUGUCAUUGUAUUCUCAAUAUUUCUGUGAUUGUAUGCGUUACAACUACGAAAAUUCUAAUGUGAGAGAGUCUUAUGCGUGACAAAUACGAGCAACAUUCGAGUGUGAAAUAAUAAAACACGGAAACAUUCAUUUUAUUCUAUAAAAAUUUAAACAGUGAAUUGUUGAAAUAAACUCUUGGUGCGGAUAUUAGGUGAUUCCAUCAUGAGUGCUCUGAUUCGAUUUUCUCACGUUUUUAGCAAAAAUGCUAAAUCAAUGAUCAAUGCUAGUGCAAUCGGUGCCAAGAGUUUACAUUAUUCUGCUGGUCAACACAAUGCAAAAGUUUCAAAUGAUGCCAUUUCCAAGGAGUAUAAAGUUGUUGACCAUGCUUUUGAUGCAAUCGUUGUUGGUGCUGGCGGUGCCGGUUUGAGAGCUGCUUUUGGAUUGGUUGCUGAAGGCUUUAAAACUGCCGUCAUCACGAAAUUGUUCCCAACUCGUUCACACACAAUUGCUGCUCAGGGUGGUAUAAAUGCUGCAUUGGGUAAUAUGGAACCAGAUGAUUGGAAAUUUCAUUGUUAUGAUACAGUGAAAGGAUCCGAUUGGCUUGGCGAUCAAGAUGCCAUUCAUUAUAUGACCCGUGAAGCACCAAAGGCUGUCAUCGAAUUGGAGAACUAUGGUAUGCCAUUUUCACGUACGAAAGAAGGUAAAAUUUAUCAACGUGCAUUCGGUGGUCAGAGUUACAAUUAUGGUAAAGGUGGACAAGCACAUAGAUGCUGUGCUGUGGCUGACAGAACUGGACACUCGCUCUUGCAUACAUUGUACGGUCAAUCAUUGAACUACGACUGUCACUAUUUCAUUGAAUAUUUCGCUCUCGAUUUAUUGAUGGAAAAUGGUAAAUGUGUUGGUGUCAUUGCUAUCUGUCUUGAAGAUGGAUCAAUUCAUCGAUUCCGAGCAAACAGCACAGUUUUGGCGACAGGCGGCUAUGGUCGUGCAUAUUUCUCAUGUACAUCAGCUCACACCUGUACUGGUGACGGAACAGCCAUGGUUGCUCGACAAAAUUUGCCAUGCGAAGAUCUGGAGUUCGUGCAAUUCCAUCCGACUGGAAUCUAUGGGGCUGGAUGUUUAAUAACUGAAGGUUGCCGCGGUGAAGGUGGUUACUUAGUCAAUGCAAAAGGUGAACGUUUCAUGGAACGAUAUGCACCAGUUGCUAAAGAUUUGGCAUCACGUGACGUUGUUUCGCGUGCAAUGACAUUGGAAAUUCGUGAUGGUCGUGGCGUUGGACCACUUGCCGAUCAUGUACAUUUGCAAUUGCAUCACUUACCUGCUGAACAAUUGGCACAACGUUUGCCCGGCAUCUCAGAAACAGCUAUGAUUUUUGCCGGUGUUGAUGUGACACGUGAACCAAUUCCAGUUUUACCAACUGUACAUUAUAAUAUGGGUGGUGUGCCGACAAAUUGGAGAGGUGAAUGUUUAACCACUGAUAACAAGGGAAACGAUGUUAUUAUUGAGGGUUUGUAUGCGGCCGGUGAGGCUGGUUGUUCCUCGGUGCAUGGUGCUAAUCGAUUGGGUGCCAAUUCAUUGCUCGAUUUGGUUGUAUUUGGACGUGGUUGUGCUAAAACAAUUGCAGCUAAACAUAGGCCAGGAGAAAAAGUACCUGAACUACCUGACAACGCUGGUGAAUCUUCUGUGGACAAUUUGGAUCAUUUGUUGCACAAAACUGGUACCGUUUCAACGGCUGAAUUGCGUUUGAAAAUGCAACGAACGAUGCAAGCGCAUGCUGCUGUAUUCCGUGAUGGGCCUGUACUUCAAGAGGGAUGCAAGAAAAUGUCCGAAGUUUUCAAAGAAUUUGCUGACGUUAAAGUUACCGACAAAUCGCUCGUCUGGAAUUCAGAUUUAAUUGAAACAUUAGAAUUACAAAAUCUUUUGCUAAAUGCUUUAAUGACUAUAUACAGUGCUGAAAAUCGUAAAGAAUCUCGUGGCGCACACGCUCGUGAAGAUUUUAAGAUACGUAUAGAUGAAUACGACUAUUCGAAACCACUUGAAGGUCAACAAAAGAAACCGGUCGAAGAACAUUGGCGCAAACACACACUUUCCUGGAUUAAUGAGUCAGGAGAUGUUAACAUUAAAUAUAGGCCAGUUAUCGAUAAGACACUCGACGAUGAAAUGCACACGGUGCCGCCAGCCAUUCGUUCUUACUAAAACAAUUGAAUCGAAAUUUUAUUUGCCGCUAAUGUACUUUUGAUCUUUUCCAUUUUCUUUGAUAUUGUUUUCUUUACAAACCAAUAUGAAAACUGCAUCACAUUUUCUAGAGAACUAGUGACCAAUUGGUUUUACUUUUCGAGAAAAAAAAUUGUGUCCAAUAAAUAGCGAAACUCGUUUCCAACUGCAUCAAA